Molecule: messenger RNA, 1941 nt
Organism: Prunus armeniaca (apricot)
Lineage: Eukaryota; Viridiplantae; Streptophyta; Magnoliopsida; Rosales; Rosaceae
Source: the annotation of a GenBank genome assembly
AUGGGUUGGUUGUCUAACAUUUCCUUCUCUUCUUCCUCCUCGUCGUCCCCUUCUUCGUUUUCGUCUGUGUUCAGAUCAUCGUCUGCCGAGUCGCCAAAACAGAAGGCGAGCGAUGACGGAGGAUGGAUGUUCCGAUCGAGGAGGAAGCUCACGCGACAGAGGAAGCAGCUUUUGAUCAGCGGCGGCGGCGGCGGAGGAGACCAAGACGGUGGAGGUGGAGCCAUGAACAAAUGUCUGAAUUCUCCGUUGCCUGAAAUUGCAUCGUCGCUGGCUACUCCGCAGCCGCUUCCUUUGCCGGAAUUGGCGAAAGAGAGGUGCCGGAAAGAGAGGGGCUCGGGUUGCAAUUCCGGUGAUUUUGGAGACAGUCGAUUGCCGUCUCCCAAGGCCUGUGACGGUGCCGCCUUGAACACUCCGAUUCAGAGUGUGAUUGCUUCCCGAGACACAAGAAAGAAUCAUGACCAUGCAUUCGAGACAAGAUCAAGGUCUAGGUGGAAGAAUCGAGAUAUGAAUGGUUUAGAGAUCUAUCAAAAAGACUUCAGGCUUGAUGUUCCUAUUUGGAGUGCUCCUGCUAGUCCUUUCUCAAGUCCUACAUUCAGCCCACACAGACCCAGUGCUGGUGAUCUGCUCCCUCACAUUAAUCCUAUGGGAAAUCAAGUCUGGUCUGCCCCUGAGAUGCCCACUUCCGAUAUGAAUCCCGGGCUCCCUCCCCCUGCCUUCUCAGAUUACUCUAUAGUUAGCAAUGAUAAUUCCCCUAUACACAGUCCUUCAAAUAGAAGUCCCUGCCGAAACCCCAGAAGCCCACCAGGCUCAACAUCACCAUUGCAUACCAAAUUAUCAAUUGAAGCCUCCACAGCCCGGCGCGAGGGUAAUGGUUAUGUUGAAUUCCAUCCAUUGCCUCUGCCUCCUGGAGCAAACCUUAGCCUACCUUCGCCACAAGCUCUACUCACACCCAAACCAGAGUCCCAGCCAGUCAAAGGACAAUGGAAAAAGGGAAAGCUUAUUGGGCGUGGCACGUUUGGAAGUGUUUAUGUUGCUACCAAUAGAGAAACUGGAGCCUUAUGUGCAAUGAAGGAAGUUGAAUUAUUUCCUGAUGACCCAAAAUCUGCAGAAUGUAUAAAGCAGCUACAGCAGGAAAUCAAAGUUCUCAGCCAGCUGGAGCAUCCUAAUAUUGUGCAGUACUAUGGAAGUGAAAUAGUUGAUGAUCGAUUUUAUAUAUAUCUGGAGUACGUCCAUCCUGGUUCUAUUAACAAAUAUGUCCAUGAACAUUGUGGAGCCAUAACGGAAGCUGUUGUUCGCAGUUUCACUCGCCAUAUACUCUCUGGGUUGGCUUACUUGCACAGCACAAAGACAAUACACAGGGACAUCAAAGGGGCUAAUUUGCUUGUCGAUUCAUGUGGGGUUGUCAAGCUAGCUGACUUUGGAAUGGCAAAACAUCUUUCGGGACACGUGGGGAAUCUUUCUCUGAAGGGAAGUCCAUACUGGAUGGCUCCAGAGCUCAUGCAAGCUGUGAUGCAUAAAGAUAACAACUCUGAUCUAGCUCUUGCUGUUGAUAUAUGGAGUUUGGGUUGCACUAUUAUUGAGAUGUUCACCGGAAAACCUCCUUGGAGUGAGUAUGAAGGGGCUGCAGCCAUGUUUAAAGUUAUGAAAGAUCUUCCACCAAUUCCCGAAACAUUGUCAUCUGAGGGUAAGGAUUUCCUGAGAUGCUGCUUUCGAAGAAAUCCUGCAGAGAGGCCAACUGCUGCCGUGUUAUUAGAACAUCGAUUCUUAAAAAAUUCUCAGCCGCAUGAUGUCCAGUCUGUCACCCCGUCUGUCACCCAGGCAUCUAAUGCGAUGAAUUACAUGGGUAAACCCCGUCCAGUCGAACUUGAAAGAAAAUACGAUCAGUCACUGAUGAUUCCAGGCAUACUUGGACCCCAGACCAGUGCAUUCCCAAUUCGGUGA